CCCGCCCUGCCCUGCCCGGCUCUCCGGCGGCGCCGAUGGGGCUGCGGGCUUGGCUGCGAUCGCUCGGCGGCUGCUGCGGCUGCUGCGGCGGGGAGGCGGCGGCGCCCGAGAAGGAGCCCCUGCUCAGUAACAACAACCCCUACGCGUCCUUCGGAGCCACGCUGGCGCGGGAUGAGGAGCAGAACCUGUGGAGCACCCCCCACGACGUGACCCACACCGAGGCCGAYGACGACCGCGUGCUCUACAACAUGAUCGUGGUCAGGAACCAGCUGGACAAGGACUCGGAGGAGUGGCAGAAGCUCAACUAUGACAUUUAUACCUUACGGCAGACCCGGAAAGAAGUGAGGAGCAGGUGGAAACACAUUUUGGAGGAUUUAGGUUUCCAGAAGGAAGCAGAUUCCCUCUUGUCAGUGACCAAACUCAGCAUCAUCAGUGACUCUCAGAACAUGAGCAAAGCUCGAGACAUCCUGUUAAAGCUCUCGGAAGAGACAAACAUCUUCCCGACCAGCUGGGAGCUUUCCGAGCGCUACCUCUUYGUGGUGGACCGGCUCAUCGCCCUGGACGCCGCGGAUGAGUUCUUCAAGAUGGCCAGCGCGGCGUAUCCCAAGCGGCCCGGCGGGGACAGAGGGGACGAGGGCCCCAGGGCUCUGCACAGUGUCCCUGCCACGGUGCCCUGAGGAACUUGCCUCGCCGGUGUGACACGGACAGUAUCCAGGACAGGCUCCUCUGCCCAGGGGUGACACGGACAGUGCCCGGGACAGGCUCCUCUGCCCUGGGUGACAAUGGACAGCGCCCGGGACAGGCUGCUCUGCCCGGGGGUGACAUGGACAGCGCCUGGGACAGGCUGCUCUGCCCGAGGUGACACGGACAGCACCCGGGACAGGCUGCUCUGCCCGGGGUGACACGGACAGUGCCUGGGACAGGCUGCUCUGCCCAGGGUGACACGGACAGUGCCUGGGACAGGCUGCUCUGCCCAGGGUGACAUGGACAGCGCCCUGGGACAGGCUGCUCUGCCUGGGGUGACAUGGACAGCGCCUGGGACAGGCUGCUCUGCCCGGGGGUGACAUGGACAGCGCCCUGGGACAGGCUGCUCUGCCCGGGGGUGACAAUGGACAGUGCCCGGGACAGGCUGCUCUGCCCAGGGUGACACGGACGGUGCCUGGGACAGGCUGCUCUGCCCGGGGGUGACAAUGGACAGUGCCCGGGACAGGCUGCUCUGCCCAGGGUGACACGGACGGUGCCUGGGACAGGCUCCUCUGCCCGGGGGUCAGCACCCAGCACCCUCCUUGUUUCCCCGUGGAGAAGCGAGCGGGCGGCCAGAAAAGGGCGGAGAGGCCAGCGAGCCAUGCCCAGCGAGAACUGCCCUAGAGUAGCCCAGUGGGCCACCACUGGCCAAUAGUAUGUGCCACAGGCAUGGGGAGGGAGGAUCUGCCACACAAGAACCSCAAAGCUUGAGGUGCCUCCAGCUCCAAGGGCUGCAGGGAGAUCCGUGUUUCCACCUUCCACUGGUACCUGCCACUGUCCCCUCCCUCGAGCCUGCCAGCCAGGAGGAGCAGCGAGAGAGGAAAAACACCUCCAGCAUCUACAACUCCGUGAUUCUGCACACUGGUGCUCUUCCUCAUUCCCAGCCCUCCAGGCAGGUCCCAGAGGAUUUGGGAAAGAGGCAGGAGCAGUGCCAGGACAGGAUUUAAUUCCAGGCAGCAAAGCCUUGGAACAAUAUCACAGCUGGGUGCUCCAUCCCAAGCCAUGAGUGCUCGGGGUGUUUUUGUCAGGGGUGCUCAGCUGGACAUCUUAAAAGAAUGUGGAGUUUAGGAAGGUGCCAAGGUUGGAGCUGCUGAGAAUUUGGCUCCUGGAACAUGCUCAGAUUGAUUGGCCAGUGUCUCAAUCAAUUUUGAAACRUUUUGGUCUUAAUUGCCUGAAGAAAACCCACCACAAAGCUGCAUAUACUGUCAAUAUAAAAAUCCUCAUUACCAGGAGGGAUGAUAUAAUGAACAUCCCAUUUAUCUUGGGGCUUUGUCUGAUAAUGAGCAAUAAUUUUUAAAACACUGGAUUUGACAAUUUAAAAAAAAAGUGGAAGUUCUUCACUGAUUAACACACAUGCUGCUAAUUGGCCAGUUGAAAAUACUGGUUACAAAGGACCUCCCAAAGUAGCAAAUCAGAGCUUUUAUUUGUUGAUACCUACAGUGUUUGAUAAAAAAUUAUAUUUAUGAAUUGUUUCUGUUUGUCAGUCUUCCUAGGAAACAUUUUUGUCGACUCAGAACAGCAGUGAAAGCUGAGUUUAAUAAAGAAAACAUUGCAAGACCAGCCUUUCUUAUUCUCUCUGUAAACCUGUUCAGGUAAUAACGUUUGUGUUGACUGCUGCUAGGAAAGGGGCUGRGAUAUUUGUAGAGCCUCUGCAGCAUGUUGUCCACACACUUUAAAUUGCCUGUUGACUUACGAGAGUUGGGUCGUUUGCCAGCCUGAGACCAAAGUCUUUGUAGGAGAUGAUGGGGAUCAAAUUUAAUUUCAGUGGGAUUUGGCAUUAGGUGCCCAUUUCCUACUGAUUGAUUUUUUUUCUAGCAGGAGUUCAGCUGCCCCUUGGAAAACCUCCCRUGUUUUUAUAGAAAAUAAACUGUGGUGCACAACAAAUCCAGGGUUUGAUUUGAACAAAUUGUUGCGGAACAGGGAGAUCCGACAGAAUGAGGAGCGCCGUGCCAAGGUGAUACC
Molecule: messenger RNA, 2706 nt
Organism: Malurus melanocephalus (red-backed fairy wren)
Lineage: Eukaryota; Metazoa; Chordata; Aves; Passeriformes; Maluridae
Gene: MREG
Product: melanoregulin
Exons: 5
Coding region: 36-677 (213 amino acids)
Biological process (GO): melanosome transport; melanocyte differentiation
Cellular component (GO): melanosome
Source: RefSeq, a predicted model, not a curated record